This is a messenger RNA of Vicia faba (fava bean), 378 nucleotides long. Lineage: Eukaryota; Viridiplantae; Streptophyta; Magnoliopsida; Fabales; Fabaceae. The record is from the annotation of a GenBank genome assembly.
AUGAUGGUUCCCCAACUGUUUUUUCCUAUAACCUCUAUCAAGCUUAUCCUACUUGUCCUCUUCUACGCCAUCACCCACCAAACGUUUGCAAUUUCAAAAUCAUCUCCGACAUCCGAUGGACCAAGGUGUCUCGAUCAUGGAAAACAGCCUCCAGCACAGAAAGAUUUGGAUUUCCUGAGUUUAUGUGUGAGUAUCCUUGUUUUGUGUAUUAUUAUUAUGUUUGUGUUGAUGUGGUUGUUGUUGUGUCUUGUUUGGUUUAUUCUGGUGUGUAUUUUGUUCUUAGAUUUAGGUUGCAGUAAGUUUGUGCUCAAGGUGUUUGUGGAUUUGUCUCAGAAGCUUGAAUGUAGGAGUUUUGCUUUUGAGGGAGAUUCUAUUUAG